Messenger RNA from Polyodon spathula (Mississippi paddlefish), 1158 nucleotides. RefSeq names its product mitochondrial ribosomal protein L18 (gene mrpl18). Lineage: Eukaryota; Metazoa; Chordata; Actinopteri; Acipenseriformes; Polyodontidae. Gene Ontology annotation, molecular function: 5S rRNA binding; structural constituent of ribosome. Bases 178 to 804 code for a protein of 208 amino acids. Gene Ontology annotation, biological process: translation. Gene Ontology annotation, cellular component: mitochondrion; ribosome. The transcript has 4 exons. The record is from RefSeq and is a predicted model, not a curated record.
UCCUGUGAAGCCAGAGGUCGCCGGCAGUACUAAAGAUGGCCGCGCCUUCAAACGGCGUGUGUAUGCGCUGCAUGUGAAAACAAAACAAUCUAUUUUUCUGUUUAGAUUUUGAACAUAAAAAAGAAAACACAGAUAUAAACGGCAGCUGGUUUUCAGUAGACUCUAGAUACCGGGGGAAUGUCUCUUUUGAGAGGAAUUCGUGGGAAGUGGAGAGUUUUCGGCGGUUCGUUGUCGGCUGGCGUGGAUUUGAAGGACGCAGGGACAGCAACGGCUGUGCGCUUCUCCUCCAGUUCCGUGUCUCCGCGGCCCCGCGACGGGGAGGGGGAGAGCGGCGAGGUGGGGCAGCGGGUCCCGGGGGGCAGUGCGGAGCUGGUGAACCCCCGAUUCGUGAACCGGAACCCCAGAAACCUGGAGCGCAUGUCGUUGGCGAUGAAGGACCGGGGCUGGGAGACAGUGUGGCCGAGUAGGGCUUGCUGGCACAGGCUGUGUGUUCAGCGCUCCCAGCACCACAUCUCAGCCCACGUGGAGCACGUUCCCUCUGGGGAGGUGGUGGUCUCUGCCUCCACGCAGGAGUGGGCUGUGAAGAGGCACCUGUACUGCACCCGGGACGUCAUGGCCAGCGAGAGCGUGGGCAGGGUGCUGGCACAGCGCUGCCUCGAAUCCGGGGUACAGCAUGUCCACUUCAGAGCUGUGCCUAUGCAGAUUGAAGCUCAGGGGGGCUGUCUGAAUCGUAUGCAGAGGUUUCGUGCUGCGCUAAAGGAAGGUGGAAUUAUUCUCAGUGAACCCAGAAGAAUCUACAAGUAACAGACGAGACAGCGAGCAGUUUUGACAUAGCUUUUAAUUCUGCGAGUCUCUGAUAAGCAUUAAGGAUAUCGCAUCGUGACAUCAAACCGAGCCCAAACUAGAGCUGGGCUGCUGGACUGGACUGUUUCACCUAACAGUUUUUUAUUGAUCGUUUCGAUGAAUGUUUAAGUGAGGUUCGCUAACUAACAGCCACGGGUAAUUAAUAAAUGGCUCAGUCACGAGGGGGUGUGAUUUUACUUUGCACGGAUCAAUAAGUGAUCAGUUCUGUGAGUUCCAGUGGGUUUGUACGGGGUGUAAUUCAUCUGCUGUAAUUCGUGUCAAAAUGCUUUCAUAAUAAAACUCAAACUCGCUCUA